AUGGCACCAGGACCAGUUCGAAAUAAGCAGGAGAGACGCAGGCAGUUUGCCGAUUUGGCUAUUCAAGGAACUAACAAUUCCUCUAUUGCAUCGAAGAGAUCCGUGGAAGUUGUAUACUACCCGAAGUUGCAAUCGAAUGAGAGUUCAGAUGGUCAGGAGACCCUAGAGUAUUUUAAGCAUUUUGUCCCUAAACCAUUGCAAAGAUCUCCCUGUAUCAAUCGUGGUUACUGGUUGAGACUACAUGCGAUUAGGUCACAGUUAGAUGAAAUUAGUGCCAAAGUUCAAGGUCCCGUGGUAGUUGUGAAUCUGGGGUGCGGGUUUGAUCCACUACCGUUCCAAUUACUGGAUAAACGUAACGUGGAUAGUAAGAAUUUCCGGGAUAGGUUUACAUUUUUAGAUGUGGAUUAUCCAGAAUUAAUCGAUGAAAAGGCAUCCAUCAUAGCAGGAAACGAUGAGUUGAAAGAGAUUGUUGGUGAACCGAUAGCUCAUGGGAAAUAUCACAAAUAUUCGCUAGUGGCCUGUAAUUUGAACUAUCCCGAUCCAUUUGCGAAAUUGGUUGAUUCUUUAGACGAUAAAUGUACCAAAGUUUUUAUUGCAGAAGUUUCAUUGGCAUAUAUGAAGCCCGAACAAGCUGAUCAAAUCAUUGAAGUGUGCUCCACGGCAACCCAUUCGCACUUUCUCAUGUUAGAGCAGUUGACACCAGCAUCCAGUGAUGACCCAUUUGGCCACCAGAUGCUAAAGCAUUUUAACAAAAAUCGAUCGCCUUUACAAUCUGUGAUCAAAUACCAAAGUGUGGAUUCUCAGACGCAGAGAUUUAACCGUUUAGGUUUCUCCCAUGUUAAUGCCGGUGAUAUGUUCCAAUUGUGGUGUUCUUUAAAUGAAUCUACAAAAUCUGCAUUGCAACGGGUAGAACCCUUUGACGAAUUGGAAGAAUUCCAUCUGUUUGCCCACCACUACAUCAUUUUACAUGCAACGAACGAAACAUUUGCGUUCGACAAAUUUCCGCUAUUACCGGUGCCCUCCGCCGACGACAUUGAUGUCCUUUCAUUACCGGUGGAAUAUUUCGAAAUCGCUAACGUUCGUAAAUUUGGUGCAUCUGUCCUAGACCCUAACAAGAAGCAGCUAUUGUAUUUUGGAGGCUCAUGUCCCCAAAGAACUAACGAAAUCAUUUCCAUUGGACCUGAUGGAGACUGUGAAGCUGUACCCUUCGAUAAAACGACGGCCCCCGUAGCAAGAGCUUGUCAUACUUUUACUCUUGUGAACAACGAUACGGCCAUGGUUGUUGGCGGUAGACGGAACCCAUGGCAGCCCUUAUCAGACACAUGGAUGUUCAACUUGUCUUCACAUGAGUGGACUAGGGGCCCAGAUUUGCCAGAAGCUUGUUACAGACAUGUUACCUGUCUCUUGAAGAAGAACAAAUUACUGAUCUUAAGCGGCAAGACGCAGAGUUCGGAUGCAGCUCUUCUACUAGACAUUGAACAAAAUCGUGUGGAGAGCAUCCCUUCACAACUACCUGUCCUAAUUGCACCAGCAGCUGACAACACUUCUACUCGCAAGGGUGUCCUGAUUGGAGGUGGAUGCGCCAACGAAUCCGAUAUUUCUGAUCACAUUUACAUUUUCACCUACGACAACGACGAGGACAAGAAUCUGAAGAUUGUAGACGCCUGGCAGGAUCCACUCUUUUGCCGCUACGGUGCCCAAGCAAGAUUCAUCAAUGAUAACCAAAUUGUCCUGGCGGGUGGUACCGGACCUUUCCUUUUCAACGCUCGCAACAUGAUUGUCGUACUAGAUAUCCGUUCUCACACCUUCAAAUCAAUAGCGCUACCAAACCCGCUUCCCUUGCUAGUCGGAGCGGACUUGCAGUUCGACCCACACUCCCAAGAACUGUUGCUAGUAGGUGGAGGCGCUACUUGCUACGGGUUCGGCUCAGUAUGGAACCAUGGUGCAAGAAUAAGACUGACGGAAGGCAAGUACUGA
Zygosaccharomyces rouxii is the source of this 1977-nucleotide messenger RNA. It is a transcript of the gene PPM2, whose product is annotated as tRNA methyltransferase PPM2. The record is from RefSeq and is a predicted model, not a curated record. Bases 1 to 1977 code for a protein of 658 amino acids. NCBI's taxonomy places the organism in Eukaryota, Fungi, Ascomycota, Saccharomycetes, Saccharomycetales, Saccharomycetaceae. Gene Ontology annotation, molecular function: protein binding; tRNA methyltransferase activity. The transcript has a single exon. Gene Ontology annotation, biological process: tRNA methylation; wybutosine biosynthetic process.